AUGUCAAUCGCACCACGUAUAAUGCUUCAUUUUUCGGUGGAAGUUGAAACAGUACGGCCAUGGGAAUAUGUAUUUGUUACAGGUUCAGUGCCAUCUUUAGGUGGAUGGAUGCCUUCCGAUGCGUUCCUUUUGUUUCCGGAUCCUGAUUCUGCCAGGAAACGUUGGAAAGGUGCAGUGGAAGUUGGGUCGGAUCCAGUAAAAUUCCGUUAUUUUAUUGGAUAUUAUUUGCAUAGUGGUAAAGAAGGAGAGAAAAAUGAAUUACUCGUUAGUAAAUGGGAAUCAUUUUUAAAUCCCAGAUCCGUUCUACCAAUUGUUGAAUCAUUUUCGGGUGUCUGCAAUUUACAUGUCACUGAUAAAUUUGGCUGGACUUCUGGCAAAAGCCUUGUGAGCGACGCAUCACUUGUGGGAAAGAAUCAGAACGAAAUUUUACUUCGCUUUCACGGGAAUCCAUUCAAAUUCUAUAAGAAACGUUAUGCUGAACGUUCUCACUGCAUUAAAGUAACACCGUUUGAUCUAAGACAUAGAGAGAUGUUCACUUACGAUUUUAAAGAACGUACUAUUUGGCGAGCAUGGUCAUAUGCCGCCGGCAGCAUAGAUGAGGAUGAUAACGAAGAGGGUCAGGAUGUGGUGGACCCAGCAUUACCGUCGUAUUCAGUGGCACAUAUUGCUAUUUUAUCAUCGGAUGAUCCACGCUACCGCGAACAAUCGCAAUCCGGUGAUCGCUUUAAAGUGGGCAGCGAUUAUUUUAUAUUCCGGACGCGAUCGGUGGCGGUGGAGUUUCUUGGUUUCCGGAUAGAAUUAUUUGCCUAUGACGAAGAGCGUGGACCGUCCGUGGAGCGUUUUGCAAUUGCUUACGCACUACCUUCAUCAUUCCAUGGUACAUUUGGUGUUGCUAGUGAACCGCUUUUGGUAAACAAUCGUCCAGUUGGACAAAUUAAUGUGGAAUAUUUGUUCAUUCGACCACUUUUGACAUCAUGUUCGGUGCAGAAAAUGGAUAUCUCCUAUGCUAAACAUUGGAAGAAGCGGCAACCUCUUGAAGUCGGUCAUAGGGGUAUGGGUAAUUCGUAUACGAAAAUGAAUGCAGGCCGUGAGAACACAAUACACUCGCUCAAUACUGCUGCAAAACGUGGCGCCGAUUAUGUUGAAUUCGAUGUUCAACUUUCAAAAGACAAAAUCGCUGUUAUAUUUCACGAUUUCCAUGUUUUGGUUGCUGUAGCAAAGCGUCGCACUCCUCGCAUCGAAGCGCAGCCCCCUGAAGCAGCUAAUGAUUAUCAUGAAAUCGCUGUGAAAGAUCUGCGGUUGAAACAGCUCCAGUUACUUCGCCUAGAGCAUUAUCAAGCGAAUCAGGCUCAGACGAAGCAGAAUUACACAAAGGUAAGUGCCGAAGCUGAUGAGCAAGAUGAACGUCUACCAUUCCCGACCCUGGUAGAUGCAUUACGUCAAGUUGAUUCAUCUGUUGGCUUCAACAUCGAAAUAAAGUAUCCAAUGAUGCAAAAGAAUGGAUUACAUGAGUGUGAAAAUUAUUUCGAGCGCAAUGAUUACAUUGAUAUCAUUCUCAAUGACGUAUUUAAUAAUGCUGGCGAUCGUCGAAUCGUGUUCUCUUCAUUUGAUCCUGACUGCUGUUCCCUAUUGGCGGCAAAGCAACAUGUGUAUCCAGUACUAUUCCUUUGCGUUGGUGUCACUACGCGUUACGAACCGUUUGUUGAUUUACGUUCGUCAACUUCUAAUGCUGCUCUUAAUUUUGCUGCUUGCAUUGAUAUACUGGGUGUGAAUUUUCAUACUGAAGAUCUGUUAAGAGAUCCAUCACCCAUACAACGUGCUCGAAAAUUUGGUUUAAUAUCGUUCGUUUGGGGUGAUGAUCUCGAUAGUAAAGAAAGUAUCGAUUACUUUAGAAAAACACUCCGCGUCGAUGGUCUCAUUUAUGACAGGAUUGGUGAAAUCGAGGCACGUAAAAACGUUUUUCUGGUGGAACGUGAAACAAAAGCAUCAUUGUUUCGGCAGAGCAAUUCGCCAGCCACAUCUCGUACCGUUUCACUUGACAAGGGAUCACCCUCACCGACUGUAUCGGAAAAUUCUCAUUCCUCAGGGUCUACUGUUUCAUCAAACAAUGCUUUUUGUUUGCAUUAUCCACAAGCUUCUUUUCCAUUUAGAAGAGCAUCGGUCGCAUUGGAAGAUGUAAAAAUGAACAAGAAUAGUAAUGAGAUAAAUGGAGAAAAUCAUUUUACGAACAAGAAUAACAAUGAGAUAAAUGAAGAAAAUCAUUUUACAUCAAAUUGUCUACAUUCUACACCAUAUUCUUAG
Messenger RNA from Cercopithifilaria johnstoni, 2301 nucleotides. The record is from the annotation of a GenBank genome assembly. Lineage: Eukaryota; Metazoa; Nematoda; Chromadorea; Rhabditida; Onchocercidae.